ACGGGGGCAAACUUUCAAGGCCCCUCAAAACCAGUUUUUUUGUCAACCUGGCGCCAUCUUGAUCCAUCCAUCAAAACAAAGCAAAUUAAAAGCGAUUAAAAUUCUGUGGUCGUCUGUGUCCAAAUUCGGCCUCUCAAUUCUUAAAUCCGUCCGUUGAACGUUCGCCUCGCCUCGAAACCCCACAAUGCGUCAAUCGUUCAACCCCCAUUUCAACUAACCUCAAAAUGUCAACGCAAUUCUCGCUGUCAAAUCAGCGCCAACCUAAACGCUUCUCCAUCGACGACGCCUUCGAAGAGGAGACGGACGAGGCGAUCAAAGUGUAUGGUGCGACGACGCCCACCGCCGGUUCGCCCCAAGUGGACGUCCGGGUAGAUAACGGACGGGGCUAUAAGCUGGCAAAUGACACGUCUCGAGAUAGCGACUCGCUCAUUCAAGAAUGCUAUGACACCUCGAGUCAGGACUACAUCGACAGGUCGUGUUUUCGGCACCCCAAAGUCAGGGAGAAUUGGCGGAUGGUGUUGGCGGCGGUCACGUUGUUGAUUAUUGGUGUGGGGCUCUUGACCACCGGGACGAUUUCGUUGGCCGAGCCCAAUUCAGGACUACAAGGUUCUGUGUUUUUAUUGGCGGGGUUUAUUUGUUUCGUGCCGGGGGCGUAUCACGUCGUUUAUAUUUAUUUAGCUGCUAAAGGGAAAAGGGGUUACCAUUUCCAUAAUUUGCCCUUGUUCACGUAGGCUUUCGUGCACUUUUUUACACACAAGCAUCACAAUUCACUAAUUGUAAGGUACAAAAUAAGACUUAUUUUAAUACAUUGGCAUUUUCUGGAACUAAUACCAAAGCUGGGCAAUUUUUUUGACUGUCUCUAGAGUGAAUCUCAGAUUAUUAUUUUAUGCGAUAGUUUGUACGGUUUCAUUUCUAAUAAUAUAUUGUAUAGUAUGGUG
Molecule: messenger RNA, 938 nt
Organism: Tribolium madens (black flour beetle)
Lineage: Eukaryota; Metazoa; Arthropoda; Insecta; Coleoptera; Tenebrionidae
Product: transmembrane protein 134
Exons: 2
Coding region: 225-731 (168 amino acids)
Source: RefSeq, a predicted model, not a curated record